Meyerozyma guilliermondii ATCC 6260 is the source of this 918-nucleotide messenger RNA. It is a transcript of the gene PIN3, whose product is annotated as Pin3p. Gene Ontology annotation, cellular component: ESCRT-0 complex. Gene Ontology annotation, biological process: protein transport to vacuole involved in ubiquitin-dependent protein catabolic process via the multivesicular body sorting pathway. The coding region runs from base 1 to 918 and encodes 305 amino acids. The transcript has a single exon. NCBI's taxonomy places the organism in Eukaryota, Fungi, Ascomycota, Pichiomycetes, Serinales, Debaryomycetaceae. Gene Ontology annotation, molecular function: protein binding. The record is from RefSeq and is a predicted model, not a curated record.
AUGUCUGCUGCGCUUAUAAAUCGGUCUCUUACGACGGUUAGAACUGAGCUAGAGUUCCUUCGUGACUCGGAGGUCAUCACGGAAGCUUUAUAUGACCGUCUUAUAGCUUCGAUCCCAACAAAAUAUGACAAAAAUGCUUCUUCCUGGGACGUAGAUCGGCUCAGCGUUGGUUCGUCCGGGGAUAAACUUGCCGAUGAUUUGUCCAGAGUGUCUAUCAAUAGCUCAGUUGAGUCCAAGGAGCAAACCGUGGUGCCAAAAAAAAGUGAACCGGCUCCAGUUUCUGCCGAUUCGGCUCCACGCCCGGCACCUAAAGUUGAUCCCAAACCUUUGGGAUAUUGCCGUUCUCUCUACGAUUAUAACGCCCAGGAGGCUGGCGACUUGGAGUUGAAAAAAGACGACAAAGUGGCGGUGUUGGAACACCUUUCCGAAGAUUGGUGGAAGGGUUACCGGAGUGGCACCAGUCCAGCUGACGCUGGGGUUUUCCCUUCAAACUACGUUACGGUGAUUUCUCAGCAGGAAUUCGAGCUCCAGCGUGGCUCAGCACCGGUCCCACUUCCAGACUCGAAAGAUACCUUGAAUGACAAAACAACUUAUAACGACCAAUACGCUCCUCCGCAAUACUCACCAAACCAGUACGCUCCACCUAUGAAUCAGCAGCCCUCGUAUGGUGGUUAUUCGCAAUAUCCUCCUCCACUGACCAAUUACUAUCCUCCUCCACAACAGCAAAUGGUACCAAUGGGACAACCAGCGCCUCAACCAGUGGCUCAACCAAUGGCCGCCCAAGAUCCACAGUUAUACCAACAGCAAAGCGGUGGUUCUCAUCCACACUUGAAGAAAUUUGGAAGUAAGUUCGGUAAUGCCGCUAUCUUUGGUGCUGGUGCCACCGUCGGUAGCAAUAUAGUGAACUCUAUUUUCUGA